Molecule: messenger RNA, 987 nt
Organism: Quercus lobata
Lineage: Eukaryota; Viridiplantae; Streptophyta; Magnoliopsida; Fagales; Fagaceae
Product: dehydration-responsive element-binding protein 2A-like
Exons: 2
Coding region: 157-930 (257 amino acids)
Biological process (GO): response to stress; positive regulation of DNA-templated transcription
Cellular component (GO): nucleus
Molecular function (GO): transcription cis-regulatory region binding; DNA-binding transcription factor activity
Source: RefSeq, a predicted model, not a curated record
CACUGAAAACAGAGACAGAGCACUCUCACUCUCUCAAAAAUCAAUCAACCCCAUUAAUCCGAUUUCACAAAGGGCUUGCUUUCUUCUUCAAUUCACUCUCGCUGAGAACAGGGCAUCAUUGGGGUUUUAAGGGUUUAUAGUGAUCAAGGUGUGGCCAUGGAGUCUUCAAAGAAGAGGAAGAAGAGUAGAGGUGAUGGAGUGUCUGUGGCCGAAACAUUGGCCAAGUGGAGGGACUACAAUGCUCAGGUUGAGACUUCGGCCAAACGUGCACGUAAGCUUCCGGCUAUGGGGUCGAGGAAGGGAUGUAUGAAAGGGAAAGGCGGGCCUGAGAAUCCACACUGCAAUUAUAGAGGGGUUAGGCAAAGGACUUGGGGUAAGUGGGUUGCGGAGAUACGUGAGCCUAACAGAGGAAAGAGGCUUUGGCUUGGCACAUUUGAGAAUGCUGUUGAUGCCGCCACUGCCUACGAUGAAGCUGCUAGGGUGAUGUAUGGUGCCUAUGCACGCCUCAAUUUUCCAGAGUCUGUGUCUACAAUAGCUGGCCCUACUCCUGUGGAAUCUGAGGUUUCGGCUGAUGAGUCUACUGCCACGCCUAGUACAAUCGAGUGCACUGCCAUGCCUAGUACAAGUGAGUCUACUGCCAUGCCAACUACAAGUUGUUUGGUAGAGGAUGAGUCAACAAGCUAUUCUGAAAAUGAACAUUUUGAUGUGCAAGAACUUAUGGCUCUGUUAGACAAUGAUCCUCUUGGCUUCAUGGAUUCAGAACUGUGUUUUGGCUAUAAUGGUGAUCAACCCGGACUCCCUGUCACCGAAGCUGCUGUGCCAAGUACAAGUAAUUUAGCGGAGACAGAAACUAAUGAGCCUACUGGUGUGGAUAGUGGACAGCAGUACUUGCUGGAUUUUUCUAUAGAUGACUUUUUUGUAGAUCUCUGAUAAAUUUGUAUUUACAUACUGAUUUACUAUAUAAUUUUUCAUUUUAAUUUUCCCGUU